AUGGGCAAUAAAUCCUCAAAAUCUAGACCAACUAAUAUAUUAAGGCCUCGAAAGCCUUCCAAAAAUAUUUUUCGAUCCGUUCAUGGUAGAAGAUUUCAUAACGAUGUAAAUUCAAAGUAUAUACUGCCGAACGAUGACGAAGAAGUUGAUAGACUUCAGUUGCAGCAUUUUCUUUAUCGAACUAUAUGGAAUGGUAAUUAUUCUGCCCCAGUAGCCGAAAUUCUUGAACAUGGUAAUUGCAAUGUUCUUGAUGUCGGGUUCAUUGGGAUAGACAUUUCUCCAAUGUUUCCGACUGGUAUAAAACCUUCAAACUUGACUUUCCAUACAGCCAAUGUCUUAAAAGGCCUACCAUUCCCCGACAAUCAUUUCGAUUUCGUUUACAUGCGAUUCCUAAUAAUAGCGUUUACCGAAGAAGAAUGGAACACGGUAAUUGAUGAAUUAAUCAGAGUAGUGAAACCUGGUGGUUGGAUAGAAUUAAUGGAGGGCAAUAUGGAAUUUGAAGGAGAAGGUGCUUGCGCGCAAGUUUUAAUGGAUGCUUUUAGAUCGAUACUUCUUUCGAAUUCUAUGAACCCACAAAUCUGUUCUCAAAUAUUCAAAUACCUUUCAACUUCAUCAACGUUAAAAAAUUUCUCGUUUGAAGAAAGAUUAACACCAAUCGGCACGUGGGCUGGUAAAAUUGGUGAAAUUGCAAGUCAAGAUUUUUGUUCUUUAUGGUUAGCAAUGAAAGGUGCAAUAUGUCAUGUACUUGAAGAAAAAAAAGUAAUUAGGGGUUGUAGUUGUACUAAAGAGUAUCAUUCUGAAAAUGUGAUUUCUGAAAAAGGAUGUAAAAGUAUUUGUGAUUAUGAAAAUAGAUUGAAUGAAGAAUAUGACGAGUUGGUUAAAGAGAUUAUUUGUGAAUGUAAUGAAGAAAAAGCAAAUUAUAGACAUUACAGAUUUUUUGCACAAAAAAUUUGA
Messenger RNA from Cetraspora pellucida, 954 nucleotides. The record is from the annotation of a GenBank genome assembly. Lineage: Eukaryota; Fungi; Glomeromycota; Glomeromycetes; Diversisporales; Gigasporaceae.